UUAUCCACAAUGGGAAAAAUCGCUAAAGUGAUUGUCUGUGGCAUGAAAUCUGUUGGAAAAACUGCCAUUUUGGAGCAAGUAAUUUACGGAAACUUAUCAGAUAAGGACCUGCAUCCUACAAUCGAGGAUAUUUAUGUUGCGAAAAUCGAAUCCGAUAGAGGUAUAAAAGAAAAAAUUAGGUUUUACGACACUGCCGGCAUCGAAAAUUGUCAAAUUUCGACUGCACAUGGAACUACGAAUCAACAAUUACCUCGGCAUUACUUGGCCCUCGCGGACGGCUACAUUUUGGUAUACGACACGGAGAAAAACAACUCUGUGGAUGUUUUGAUGUCAAUUAAAAGUGAUAUCGACCGGAAUAAAGAUAAGAAAGAGGUUUCCGUUGUGGUAAUCGGCAACAAAACGAAAGAAGUUGCCCCUGAUACAGAUGCAGAGGAAACUAUAAAUAAAGCAAUUGGGUGGUGCAAUAGAGAAAAAAUUAGACACUUCACCGUAUCGGCGCUACAUAGACAAACAUUGUUUGAACCCUUUGUGUAUAUAACAAGCAAAUUAAAUCCACCACCAAGUAAAAGUACAUUCACUCCUUUGUCUAUGGGUCGGAAAGUAUUGAAAGAUUCCACUUAAUGAUUUUUGUUUGCGCGUAUAAGUUAAUUGUUUUUUUUUUAAACAUUUUGGACAGAAUUUAUCCAAAAUGGAAGUUGGAAUAUCAGCCAGCCAGUGAUGAAAAUGUAAUCUUGAAAUUGAAACUGUCAUAAUAUACACGUUAACCUUAAAAUGUGGACAUUUUUUCAUAACAAAUUUUCAGGCAUGUUUGGUUACGUUUGGGCAUUUGGAAAAUUUGACUAAUGCGGAACUUUUCAAAAACUAUUAAAAAAAAAAGAAAAAACUAAAAUACGGAACCACCCAAGUGUUCUACAUAGAGAUUUUGCCGCAUACUUUCAUAAUGUGACUAGUUCUGGAUAGAUGGCGCGAGCUGCACGGUGUCAAAUUAUUUGAUAUGUAUCAAGUUUCAAUGCAUAAGGAAUCUAAACUUGCCUGGGAAGAAAGAAAUAAUAGCUAUAAUACGUUGUUUUUCGAAUAUUUUUUUUUAUGAUUGUAUAGUCAGUCUGUGAUAACAAGUACAUGUCAAAUACUAUCCAUUAGAGCUUUAAAAACUUCUUGACGGUAAAAUGUUCUUCUUUUAUCCUAUACUUAUUAGUCCACAUAUUUACAUACCCAUAUGGUACCCAUUUCGGCGCAGUUUUUCAAAUCGGAAAAAUAAUUUUGUGGUUAUACUUUGUUCCUGAAAUUUGCAUCCGCCAUGUUUAUGUAGUAGUCGAUAGCUUUAUUUUCGUUACGAUCCCUUUUUUAAAUCGCAGUCUACCGGAUUAUCCCGAACGUUUCGAUAAAACGGGAACGAAACAAUGAAAACAAACGAUGUUAAAGAAAGGGCAUGCCAAGUGACAGGGCGCGCUCUUAAAACGCACGCUGUGGCUGCUGAGUCCCCGUGAUCCAAUUACCGCGUCAAAUAAAAUCAGGCGUAAAUCGAAUCAGCGUGAUUGUCCUCCAUUAGCAUCGCUAGAUGGUCGCGCUCGGAGCAUUGCUAACUCGUUUGCCAUUUCCAACUAACUGACGGAUAAUCUGAUAAAAGAAAACAAAAGGGCGCCGCUGCUCUUUUCUUCCGUACACCGACGAAAGGCCCUUAAAAAAAACUGAUUGCUUUUUGUCGAAGGGCGCAAAGCGAAUAUUUAUUUAAAUAUUCGUGCCUUGCCACAAUGCCACGUGUCACUUUUUUCUCUUAAUAACGAGUACUGUGGUCACUAUAAUCAAGGAAGAUGGCAUUGUUUGUUUUCAUUUUAGUAUAGUGUAAAUAUCUUGCCAGUGCUGAACAUCGCCGGGGUUUUUGACCGAUACGUUAUAGACAAAAUAAUAUUUUUAUGUAAUCAAAAACUUAAGUAAACUAUAAACUUAACCAAUAUCUGUUAAACCAAAUGUCUCGCUAAUAUUCAGUUAAACAUUACCCACCAAUAGUUCCUUUUUAACAAUAGCGAUAUCGUUUGUCUUUAUUUAAUGUGACAUUACAAACGCCAAAAUGUUGGCGAUUUUAAGUACGUUUUCUACUGUUCUGUUAGACAUGGCAACAUAGCAUGUUAAUGUUCCUGCCGUAGAAACUUCUAGGAUUUAGUCUAUCCUUAGCACUCAGCAUAUAUCGAUGCGCGAGCGCCCUGUCCUCAGGCAACUGGCAU
This is a messenger RNA of Cylas formicarius (sweet potato weevil), 2222 nucleotides long. RefSeq names its product NF-kappa-B inhibitor-interacting Ras-like protein (gene kappaB-Ras). The record is from RefSeq and is a predicted model, not a curated record. Gene Ontology annotation, biological process: canonical NF-kappaB signal transduction. Bases 10 to 621 code for a protein of 203 amino acids. Lineage: Eukaryota; Metazoa; Arthropoda; Insecta; Coleoptera; Brentidae. The transcript is spliced from 3 exons. Gene Ontology annotation, molecular function: GTP binding; GTPase activity.